Molecule: messenger RNA, 6795 nt
Organism: Cherax quadricarinatus
Lineage: Eukaryota; Metazoa; Arthropoda; Malacostraca; Decapoda; Parastacidae
Source: RefSeq, a predicted model, not a curated record
AGUUCAGGUUAUAAGAUAUGUAACAAUGUCUAAUUAUGCUUGAAAUUAAUGGCUUCACUACACUAUGACUCGCAUUAAUAAACAUGAAACCUAAAUGGCUCAUCAUACAUGUAUGAGGAACAUUGCCAGAGUUUAAAACACUGAGUGAAUGAUUCACUCAGGAGUGAACACUGUGCAGUCACUCAGGAGUGAUCACUGUGGUGUCACUCAGGAAUGAUCAAUGUUCUGUCACUCAGAAGUGAACACUGUGCCAUCUGACACUGGUGGGAAGAGGAGACGACCACUGAGGAAAAAGGGUGACACACCAUCAGUGCCACCUGGAGGAAUACCAUCACUUGCUGUUGUCAAGAGGCCCACUGUCAUCGUUGUCAGGAGACUGCUGGCAUGAUGGUCGGCCCUGCUGCACUGCCAACAUCCUUGAUAAUAACCUGCUGCCUCUCUGCCACCUGGGUCGUGGGAGGCAUCAUCGUAUCCAGCACGACUCAGUCAGAUAACAGGGCCCUCCAAGAGGGAACCAACGUGGCCACUGGCCACCACGACCUAACCAGAGACAACCACGACCUGGCCACCGGCCGCCACCACCGAAGACACCAGAUGAAGCAGCAGCAGCAACAGCAGCAGCAGCAGCAGUUUCCCCUGGCUCUCCCUGUACAAUCAUCACAGACGAGCCUCAGCAGUGGUGUCAUGCUGAACAACACCAUCAACGGUGCAACUCCUCACUUCCUCACUCCCCUGGUUAACGAACUCACCACCAGGGCUGGACAGGCAGCGGUCCUCACCUGCAUCGUUAAGCAGCUGGGUAACAGACAGGAUCUUCUGGAAGACAGGAUGGACAGAAGUUUACUGGACCAGGGCAGACAGUCAACUGAGAAUUUGAGUGCAAAGUGGGCAGAGAAGCAACUAAGCCAGCUAUCAAGACAAGAACACAGGGGACUAUUGAUAGAUGUGCAUAAUAAAGAGUCCUUAACGACAACCAUGACAAAGUCAGCACAACACUCGCUCUUAGACUUCUCAGAGGCUCGGGCCAACAUCCUGGGAAAGGAGACCAUGUACGUGCAGAAGGGGAGUACCGUCAGCCUCGAGUGUGUCAUCAAGGAGGAGCUGGUCAUCCCUGGACUGGUGUUGUGGUACCAGGAUGACAGGCUGGUGGACCGCGACUCAGGCAGGGUCGAAGUUGUGACCAAUAUCGGAAACGUCACAACCAGUACCCUGAAGGUAGCCGGGGCAGCACUCCAUGACUCGGGAAACUAUUCCUGCUGGCCUUCUGCAGGGCGCCCAGACAGCGUCAUCGUCCAUGUCAUACAAGGCGAUCCACCAGCGGCCAUGCAUCACGGUAACUCUGCUAGCUGGGUGCGCACUUCCAUGCUGGAACCAGCAGCCUCCCUCAUCCUGUUGCUGCUGCUGACGUGACGCUGACUCGUCAGCAUCUCAUGGAGGCGGUUACGCAUAGCCUUCACUCUCGUCACUGCUGCUGCUGGUACUACUGACGUGAUGCUGAAUUGUCAGCACCGUGUAGAGGCGGCCAGGCCACAGCCUUCACUUCCACCGCUGCCUAUGACCAUCCUUGUCUCACUCACCUUCAGUUGUUGUACGUGUUGAUGAAUCAGCGGUGUCUGCCCUAUGUGUAUUAUUUACCUCUAUAUAUAUAUACCGAUAUACUUUUCUUUCUAAACAGUAAGAAGUAAGAUUUGCUACCAUGAGUGAUAAAUUUUCGUUAAAUCAGAUUAUAGACAAAAUGUUUUGUUAUUGUUAUAAAUAUCUGCACAUAGUUCGCGCUUUAGAAAGCUGAUUAAAAAUUUUUACUUAACACCCAAAUUUCCUCGAACAUUUGUGGCAGGUGUUUAAGAGCGGGAACAGAGGUUUCCUGGCAGACACACCAGCGCUUAAAAACUUUCUGGUCAAACAGUUCUUUAAUAUGUGCAACAUUUCUAAAGAUGCAUUAAUUAAGCAGAAAAUAUUUCAGUGAUGUGUGUUUAUUGGGCGGUGUUGUUGUUGCUGUUCUUCUUGCAAAAUCUUCAUCAUUUAACGUAUGACUUCUUAAAUGAUAGUUACAAACGCUAGCAAAGCCUCCGAAAGCAGUUCAUACAUUCACAAGUAGUACUGCUCAUACGGUGAAUGUUAGUCACUGAUGUUAACUGCCAGAGAUGACUGACCCAUCAGCUGGACACUGUUGACGGUGUGGGUAGCAGUGAUGCCAGACACAAGUCUGUCACGGGAAAACUCAAUCUUUCGUUUAGAUCAAAACAAUAUCAAAUAUUUAUUCUUUACUUCAAUCAGUAUUAACAUCUACCAAUUAAUUUUAAUGCACUUUUAUAAUAAUUGUUGAGUAUAAGCCACGUAAUCGUGAUGAGAACACUUAUAAACAAACCCAUAAACUGGCAAUAAGAGAAUUAGUAUUUCUCUUAUUCGCUUCUAGAUGAUGAUUAAAAUUGACCAAAAUAUUGUUCAGUUUUCAUUUACAUUAGAGUGGGUUAGUUGUGAAAAAAAAAUCAAUUUAUUUUGACGAAUAAUCUGCUACUGACUUGCUCAGCUUCACGGUACACAUUUAUUUAUAUACCUUGACCAAGACUGGUGGUGAGAGGCGGCUAGCAGGUAUCUUCAGCAUCCCGACAGUAAAGCAAAAUAAAUUUUAAUUUGACACUCGAAAACUCAUUAUAAAAUCCCUUGUCACCUGAAAAGUGUGUGUGUUUGUGUCUGCUAAUCCGAUUCAUUGCGUCUUUGUAUAUUUUUCUGACUAACAAAUAGGUGUAAUGUCACUGGUUGUUGGAUAUUAGGUACAGAUUUUUAAAGGGGGGGGGACCAUUUAAGCUCAACGGUAAUGCUGUGAAAAUUAAAUAUAUGGUGAUGAAGAAUGUAGUUAGAUGUCAUGAAUAUUUCAUUAAAAAUACCUGCAAAAUGUACAUUCUGUGCAAUGAGAUGUGAAUUUUGUAUUAUAUUUUCAUGAUAUGUUUGCAAAAUAGCUGUUUGCAGUUGACAUAUAAGAGGAGAUAACAUGUGGAUCUCCAUUACAUUAUGAUUUUUGUAUUACCUAAGAGGCAUGCAUUUUAGUAACCUCAAACAUAUGAGACGUAACUGGCUUGGAUACAUAAGCCAUGGCAGCUUGUCUGAAUGUAAAAGACAUUAUGGCUGACCCGGACACAAAUGACAUUAGGUCUGUCCUCGAUAAAAAAAUCAUUAUAGCUGCCCUAUUAGAUCAGACCUAUUCACAAGCGAUUAUGCCUUGUCUGGACAGAAAAGACAUGACUUACCUGGACACAAGACUAUGAACACACAGGACUCAGUGAGACAAAGAAAGACAAGCACAAUCAACAUAUAUUUUAGGAGACAUUUCGUCACUAGUGGAUCAUAACACAGAGAAUCAACUGUCACAGACGAGUUGAUCUAGACUUCAUACGAAGUGAGAAGGGCUCGAUAGAGAGUAGAACCUGCGUAGCAUGAGAGAGAGUAAACGUUCUGCACUGCUCCUUCCUUUUGGCGAGAAUUCUGGAGAUGAUAAAGCUCUGAAUUUUGAAUACGGUAGAAAAUGAAAUCGUUUAGAUUUUCAGGCGCCUACGUCUACGAGCAUCACUCAUUUUGACGAGUAGUUCUGCUCACUCCUUCAUGAUGUGACCCUGCGUGCAAUGAUGGACACAUGCGUCGCUCACAUCACGGCUGCAGGCAUGUCUAACACGUUGGUCAUCGAUCCUGGCUGUAUCAUCAGUCCAGACCUCGCGUCCCAGCAAGGGAUCUUAAUAAAGACUGGCACUGGCUUCUACUGUGCUGGCUGAUUUUUGUUUAACCAGGUCCUUGAUGGUCGCUAAGGAACUGGUUGCUACUUCCAUAUGGCUGCCUGUAUUCGCUUGAGAAAUAUUGCUGGCCACACUACUGAAGCAACAGACUAAGUGGAAGUUCUCUAAUGCUUGAUGUCACUGCUAUGCUUAAUGAUAAAGACAGUAUGACUUCUACAGAGAUGUAGUUUGGCAGGAACUGUAGGUUUUCGAAAACGCCUCCGAUAUACUCGCUUUCCAUCCAAAUGGAUUGGAGUGAAUAAAGGCAUCCUUACUCUAAUGUAGUCUGUUUCUGUUGCCACCUUUUAGUAGAACAUUAGGAAAUGUAGUUGUCAGUAUCUCUGUCUGUCUGUCUGUCUGUCUGUCUGUCUGUCUGUCUUUCUCUCUCUCUCUCUCUCUCUCUCUCUCUCUCUCUCUCUCUCUCUCUCUCUCUCUCUCUCUCUCUCUCUCUCUCUCUCUAACGUGAAUUUAAUGGUCGGAUCGAUAUUGUUGAUGGUGCUGAAGACGUCCAGUAUAUUGUGUUGGUGAGGGUGACCAGUAUGUCGUCAACAUUGUAUUUGGUGUAGCAGGAAUAAUGUAGAUGAACUCGAGACACUAAAUAUUGAAUGAUAUAAACCUUGGUAAAUGAGGCCAACAAAUUGGUUCAAAAAGACACGCUAGCAAACACUUGGACUUAUUUAUUAGAAAACGUUUCUGUCCUAGGACCAAAACGUUUUCUAAUAAACAUGUUCUAGAGUUUUCUCACGCGUCUUUUUAAAUCACUCCGUAUAGAGGUUCGUCAACACAGACUAAUAGUGUAGCCCAUGGCCAUCUCAAAAGAUCAUUUUUACCAUAUCUGAAGCAGUUGUAAUUCGGGCAAAGCUCCACAAAGUUCACAAAAUCUUGGCCGAGUACUAAAAAAGUCCAAUGUGUUCCUGACUGAGCUGCAGAGAAUGGCUAGUAUGGUCAGCAUGUUUGUGAAGAAUGUAACAUCAAAAUUGGCAAGGUUUAUAUUCUUGACGUCCUUACCUUUGACAAUUGUUUGAAGUGUGUCUGGGUUCCUGUUAGAUUUUGUUGGGUACUGCCAGUGUCUAAUGUGAUGUUUGUAAUAGGGAUGUUGGACUUGUGGGGUUGAGGCAGCCCAUAAAGCCUGGCUAGCCGAGGAUUGCUGGAUGAGUGAUGUUAAUCAAUCUUGCCCUAUUCAGAUUUUAGGUAUAUUCUACAUGCCGUGGUAAUAACGUGCUCACUUCUAUACACUAAUGUUCCUCAAUGGAUUUAUAAAGUAAUACUUCCAAAGAGACAAUAGAUCUCUAUGCAUUCUUCUGUGUUGUGGAUUACUACUCCGACCUUAGGUCAGCUGUGGUUACGACAGUAUUAUUGUUUCUGGCAAGGUUCCUGAGAGCAGGGAAGAAAUGACUAAAAUUAAGUGAUAAUUGGAUUCAGUGUGGCUGAAUUUAAUCUUUCUAGAACUAGAAAAUCCCCUAAACAGUGAUUUCUGACGAUAGUAUUACGAUUGUUUGAAUUUAUAUACCCUUCCUUGCUAGCCGCAAGAAGUUCUACAUAGGAAAAACAAUGCGGACCACAGACCACAAUGUAUCUACACGUAUUCCUGCAACCUUGGCAUGAUUGUGUGUCUAACCUCGUAGCACACAGGAGCUGAGCCGAGUGAUUUGCUUACACAAUACACAUCAGUACCUGAAAGUGUCAAUGAUUUCAAUUUUAAACAGUAUCACACAAAACUCAGAGAGCUCUAGCACCUGCAGAAUUCUAUACAAAAUGAUCCUGCAUGAUGAAAACACUACAAACAGGUGUAGAUGCGUAAGACUGGAGUAUUGCAAUAAGCCUACUAACCAAGGUUAGGUAGAUCUUACAACAUAGAACCCUUCUCACUAACCAUACGGCCCCGUCAACUUGACUCCGACAAGAGAUAUCAGUGUUUUUGGGCUGUACCAGACCUCUCUGCUAUACAUUCUGUUUUAGCCGUCUCUAUAUUAGGAAUGAGAUAUCCACUAGUAGCAAAACCGUCUCAUUAAAAAAAUAUACUGAUGUGCAUGUGUCUAAUUCCCAUAAUACAUGGGCCAGUAUUUGCACAAACGAGUCAGCACUAAUAACAGGCGUAAAUAUAUCCCACAACUAAAUUAUUCUUCAGUACAAGGCUACUUUUACAGAAUUUAUUUUAUGUAAAUAUUUACUUGUGUGAGCUUACAUGCCUUUUUGUGUGUAAUACAGGUACACACAAACACGUGUAUGUAUUACUAUAUGCUCCAGGAAGAAACUGAGUUUUCCCUGAUGUACGUUUAUGCUCUUCUCUGAGGCUGUGGGUCCUUAGUUCUAAACACACAGAUACAACCUCAAGAGCUUUUAGUAACUCCACACUACCUCCUAAUCUCCAGUCUCCGGAUUCUCUCCAUAAUAUUCUUACCCCACAUUGUUUACCAACACGUCAUCUCCACUGCCUCCAGCCUUCUUGCUUCAAACAUUCAAAACCCAUUCUUCACACCCAUACUACAGUGUUGGUAUUACUAUACUCUGGUACUUUUUUUAUUUUGCCUCCAGGGAAAAAGUUCUCUCUCUUCACAGUGCUUCAGAGAAUCACUUUUAUUCUGUCUUCCCAUUAUUUCCAAGGUUCACCUCUCUUAAAACCAUCUGCCGUCUUGUCUUCUCCUAAAUAUAUAUUUGGGAGAAGACAAAACUGAUGUAUAUCCGAACUCAUUUACUUCCUCCAUUCUCCCUCCUUCCAAUCUAAUAUCCAAUCUCUCAUUGUCCUUUUUCUAUACUCUUAUCACCUUGCUUCUUCCUAUGUUUACUUUUAAUUUACUUCUUUCAUAUAUCAUUCCAAAUUCAUUUGCGAUCCCUUGCAAUUUUCCUUCUGAAUCCCCUCAUACAACCAUGUCAUCGGCAAAAAAUAACCGACAAUUCCCAGUCCAUAUAACAUUCAUUGUCUCUCAGUCCAACAUCUUUUCAUAAAAUCUUAGCUUUCACUUGAUAGUGAUAGUGACAUUGCACAUCACUGUUUAAGGCCCACUUAUAGGGAAAUCUCUCUUUCUCU